AUGGCUGGUGUGAGUCCCCUCGCGGAGCUCUUGGGGCAGGCGAUCUACCAGUUCACGGUUAUCAAGCCCCUGCUGCCAACGUAUGGGCAUCUUCUUCUUUCUGCGCUAUUUCCGAUUGUUAUUGGAGCCCAUGCAUCGCUUGCAAGGCCUAAUACAGCUGCAAAGCCCCCCAAAAAGUCCGGUAGUGGGCUUGCAGAUGAGUCAGAGGAUGAGAACGAGGAGGAUGAAGACCAGGAUGAAGACCAGAAAAUGGAAGGACUGGCACCAAGUGAUGCCCUCAUAUUUCCAUUGACUGCUGGACUUACCCUUAGCGGUUUGUAUUUAGUGAUCAAGUGGAUGGGAGCCGACACCCUGAAUAAGAUUCUCGGGUUUUAUUUCUCCCAGAUGGGAAUAUUCUUUGCCAUGGCGUUUGUGAAAGACUGCCUUUCGGUUUGGAGGUCUUUUAUCUUCCCCCGCAAGUACUCAAGUGGCGGUAAUAUUUGGAAACAAAAGCCAUCGAACCGUACUUUUAUCAUUACCCAAGACUGCAGUAGCCAAGAGCCCGCUGAAGUGCGAAAGUCUCCUCUCCCGGGCAGUCUGGCGUUAAUACCAUUGCCUAGCUUUGUUGUAGCGACACUUUGGGCUUGCCGCAGCGCUCUCUACUGGAGGGCAAAACUCCGCGUCCAUAUCCACCGUGCUUUCCACGCUGAAUGCUCCGUUGGCACCCUGGAUCUCUUGAGUGGCUUGCUCUCAUUGCCGACAGUUGCCUACUUUACUUUCAUCUCGAAGCCCUGGUGGUUAACCAACUUUCUGGGCUUUAGCUUUUGCUACGGCACGCUUCAAUUCAUGUCACCAUCCACCUUCCUUACAGGGUCGCUCAUAUUGACUUCUCUGUUCUUCUACGACAUCUACUUUGUUUAUUUCACCCCGUUAAUGGUGACGGUCGCAAAAAAAUUAGAUGUCCCAAUUAAACUAUUAUUCCCUCGUCCGUCUGCCCCUGGGGAAGCUCCUGACACGAUUUCCUUGGCUAUGCUAGGCUUGGGUGACAUUAUCAUCCCGGGUAUGAUGGUGGGACUGGCGCUUCGAUUUGACUUGUACCUCUACUAUAAGUGGAAGGGCGUACAAAAAGCAAAAGUACAGGGUGAAGCUUCCGAAUUUGUCAAACCAGUUUACCAGACCGCAACGGGAGGAUGGGGAGAGCGCUUCUGGACACAGUCGCCCUCGUUGGGUAGACUAGAACUGGACCCCCCAUAUCACGAUGCUCGUUCGUUCCCCAAAACAUACUUCAAAGCCAGCAUCGUUGGAUACACGCUGGGAAUGAUUGCAACUCUUGUUGUUAUGCAGAUAUUCGACCACCCUCAACCGGCGCUCUUGUACUUGGUGCCAGGAGUACUGAUUGCCUUAUGGGGAACCGCCUUUUUUAAGAACCAGAUCAACGACAUGUGGGAAUUCACUGACUCUGAGGAGGAAGCUGAAGAAUCUUCUGAAGAAGACCACAAGGAAAAUGACGAACAGGCGCAUUCUUCAGACCAGAAACCUGGUUUCUUUUCCCGCAUUUUCUUCCGACCUAACGAAACCACGCCCACCCAAAAUGCCCAGAAGGGUACCGAUAAUGGAAGCACGAGGUCCGAAUUGGAUGAUAAGGAUAAGCCUAUUUCCGACCACCUCGAUCUUGUCUCGAUUUCGCUUUACGUCCCUCGAAAGACAAAGCCACAAAAGCCACAAACUCAGACCGACAAUAAGGACACUUCGUCGGAUGGGGAAAGCUGGUCUUAUGUCGGUGCCGCAGAUAAAGGCAACGAGCCCCCUGCCAAAAGACGUCGACGGAGUCCUAGAACGACAGCUGCGAUUUCUGACUGAAGAUUUUAAUCAUAUUGGGGGUGGUGGAAGAUACUUUUUGAAAGCGUAGGGGGCGUUAGGUGGUGUUUACCGGAAUCUUUAUCAUGUAUAGUAGUAGUAGAUCAACGGAGGCAAGGUUGUGCAUAAAUUUAAGACUGGUAUCAUCCAGUAUAAAAU
Molecule: messenger RNA, 1995 nt
Organism: Aspergillus ochraceoroseus IBT 24754
Lineage: Eukaryota; Fungi; Ascomycota; Eurotiomycetes; Eurotiales; Aspergillaceae
Product: aspartic endopeptidase
Exons: 2
Coding region: 1-1839 (612 amino acids)
Biological process (GO): membrane protein proteolysis
Cellular component (GO): cytoplasmic side of endoplasmic reticulum membrane; lumenal side of endoplasmic reticulum membrane; membrane
Molecular function (GO): aspartic endopeptidase activity, intramembrane cleaving
Source: RefSeq, a predicted model, not a curated record